AUGUCAAAUUUAAACCACAAUCAAGACGACCAAAAUACCAAUUUCAUGAGUUCUGCCAGCAAGAAUACUCCCAUAAAACGCAAAGAUGAAAAAAGUUUCAUGAAUUCUGCCAGCAAGAAUACUCCCAUAAAACGCAAAGAAGAUGAAAAAAGUUUCAUGAGUUCUGCCAGUAAGCAUACUCCAAUGAAACGUAAAAAAAUUGAGAAAAAAGAUGAAAAAUUUUUGAACAAAAAUAUGCUUACUCCUGAAAUUUGCAUUGAAGUUUCUCUUUACUUUAAUGUCAAUCCUACAGACCAAAUUCAUCACGUGGAUAACGUGGCGUCUGAAUCUGACUUGGACAAAUCAACCAGCCACGUACCGCAGGAAGAAACCAGUUACACGUCAGAUAAUUCUGUGAGCUACACGGGCAUUGCCAAAGUUAUUUAUACUGCUCAUAUUGUUCGCAUCUAA
Messenger RNA from Racocetra fulgida, 450 nucleotides. The record is from the annotation of a GenBank genome assembly. NCBI's taxonomy places the organism in Eukaryota, Fungi, Glomeromycota, Glomeromycetes, Diversisporales, Gigasporaceae.